AGCUGGUUCCAGAAGAUCUGCCACAUCGCCUAGGAGAUCCCAACACAGCUGAAGAUCUGGACUACAGGUGAACAUGGCAGACAGAGAAGCUGGAGACACCACUAGCGAGGCUGAGGGACGUCCAAAAUGGGACAAUAAGGUCCAGUACAUGCUGACCUGCAUUGGAUUUGCGGUGGGAUUGGGGAAUGUCUGGAGGUUUCCUUACCUGUGUCAGAUCUACGGAGGAGGUGCUUUUCUGAUCCCGUACCUGGUGGCUCUGGUGUUUGAAGGUCUUCCUCUGCUGUACCUGGAGCUGGCGAUUGGUCAGAGUCUGAGGAAGGGCAGCAUCGGCGUGUGGAACUCCAUCUCACCGUACCUGGGCGGAGUCGGUGUGGCCUCCAUGAUUGUUUCCUUCCUGGUGGGUCUUUUUUACAACACUAUCCUGGCCUGGGUUCUCUGGUACUUCUUCCACUCCUUCCAGGAACCCCUCCCCUGGAGCCAGUGUCCCCUCGACGACAGCCAGACAAGUUAUGUGGAGGAGUGCGUUCAGGGGACCCCGGUGAAUUAUUUCUGGUACAGAGAGACUCUGAACAUCACCCCCGACAUCACCUCCAGCGGAUCUCUGCAGUGGUGGCUGGUGCUCUGCCUCGCCACGGCCUGGAGCGUCGUCUACAUCUGCUUCAUCAGGGGCAUCGAGACCAUCGGCAAGGCUGUGUACGUAACGGCUACAUUUCCGUACCUGGUGCUGACCAUCUUCCUGGUGAGGGCGCUCACGCUUCCUGGAGCCACUGACGGCCUGGAGUAUCUCUUUACACCAAAAUGGGACGUCCUGACUAAUCCUCGGGUGUGGUUGGACGCUGCCACUCAGAUAUUCUUCUCUCUGUCUCUGGCGUUUGGAGGCCUGAUCUCCUUCUCCAGCUACAACCCCAAACGGAAUGACUGUGAGCGGGACGCGGUGUUGGUGGGCUGUAUUAACAGUGCUACAUCCCUCUUCGCCUCCAUCCCCAUCUUCGCCAUCCUCGGCUUUAAGGCCACGACCAACAACAACAACUGCUUCCUCAGCAACAUCCUCAAACUGACCAACGAGUUCAACAUCCCCGACCAGAACAUCACCCAGCAGAACUACGACCCCUGGCUGGAGCUCCUGAACGGAACGUAUCCGGACAGAGUGGCUAACCUGAGCCUCCGACACUGCAGCCUCCGCAGGUUCCUCGACCAGAGUGCAUCAGGAACAGGUCUGGCCUUCAUCGUGUUCACCGAGGCGGUGAUCGAGAUGCCUGGCUCUCAGGUGUGGGCGGUGCUUUUCUUUGUCAUGCUCUUCAGCCUCGGUCUGUCCUCUAUGUUCGGAAACCUGGAGGGGGUUCUGACUCCACUGCUCGACCUCAACAUGGUGCCCAAGUGGAUACCUAAAGAACUCUUCACUGGUGUAAUCUGCAUUGUGUCGUUCCUGGUGGCUCUGAUCUUCACUAUGGGUUCAGGGAAUUACUGGUUGGAGAUCUUUAACAACUAUGUGGGCUCGGUCCCCCUCCUCAUCAUUGCCUUCUUCGAGAUCACUGCGGUAGUGCUCUUCUACGGCAUGUCACGGUUCAGUGAUGAUAUCAAGUACAUGACAGGCCGGAGACCGAACUGGUUCUGGAAGAUCUGCUGGAUGGGAAUCAGCCCCAUCAUGCUGCUGGUGGUGCUGGUGGCGUACGUCAUCGUCCAGGGGCAGGAACAUCCCACUUACCCGGCCUGGGACCCCGGUUACGAGCAGUUUCCAGACUCGGUGGUGAUGUCGUAUCCUGAUUGGGUCUUUGCAAUCUGUGUUCUGCUCUCGGCGGUUCCGGUUCUGCCCAUCCCAGCAGUCGCGCUGUACCGCCUUAUUAGACGCCUCACCUGCCCAGAUACCAACAAACUCCAGGCCACGCCCCCUCCAAACCCCUACACCAACUCCGCCUUCGUCCCCGAGAAGUAGAACCCACCGCCCGGGAACCAGCGUGACCUGGAGAACCGGGGGAACCAUAUAAACAGACUGAGAGCACUGCUGCACUGUGAUAAGCUGGAAUAAAGCCAGAAUUCAUUUAUUCAGAUCUCAGUGCAGAGCAUCUAUCAACACUUCAUCGCUAUCAGGACAAAAACCUCAUAUCUCCAAAACAGGAAAAUGCCUCUCCGAAAGGAUGCCAAUGUAAAAAGAUCCCGAGUUAAGUUGGAGCAUUUCUAUUGGUCCAUUUAUCAUCAGCAAAUUCUGAUAGAAUAUAAAUAAUUGUGAAAAGUGUAAAAUAGCAAAACAAUAAAGGUGAAGAUAGAA
Molecule: messenger RNA, 2266 nt
Organism: Astyanax mexicanus (Mexican tetra)
Lineage: Eukaryota; Metazoa; Chordata; Actinopteri; Characiformes; Acestrorhamphidae
Gene: slc6a18
Product: solute carrier family 6 member 18
Exons: 12
Coding region: 74-1933 (619 amino acids)
Biological process (GO): sodium ion transmembrane transport
Cellular component (GO): plasma membrane
Source: RefSeq, a predicted model, not a curated record